AUGAGGACAAAGGCGUUUCUGCAAAGUCUCAGAAUUAAAGACGAAGGCGGCCCACUCCCGAAUAGAUGGAUUAACAACGACAUCAAACCCAUCGAGGCGGAACGCCGAACAUGGGGCUUCUGGACGUUCCAUAACUUCUGGGUACUUAUCAACUCAAAUAUCUCAUCUUAUAUGACUGGAAGCUCCCUCAUCGCCUUGGGAUUGACAUGGUGGCAAGCAAUCCUCUCGAUUGUCAUUGGACAGGUUAUCGCGACGGCGCUCGUCGUGCUAAAUUCGCUUCCUGGGGCCUAUUAUCAUCUUGGAUUCCCUGUUGUGAAUCGAUAUGUUUGGGGUAUGUAUGGGAGUACAUUCGUGAUUUUGAAUCGGAUUCUUCUUUCUAUCGUUUGGUACGGCUUUCAAGCCUGGAUAGGCGGUGAAUGCGUCUACGUAUGCCUACAAGCAAUAUGGCCCGACCUCGAAUCUCGCAUUCCAAACCACCUCUCGCCGUCCACAGGGACAACAACAGCCAAUUUCCUCGGCUAUAUAAUAUUCAUGCUCAUCUCGUUGCCUAUAAUCUACGUGCGACCGCACAAACUGAAAAACCUCUUCUACGGCUCCGCCGCAACAAUUCUAAUCUUCGAAUUAGUUCUUUUAAUAUGGUCCCUCGCAACAAUGGGCAGUGGUGGAUUUGGCUCGACGAUUUCCGGCUCCUCGUCAACCAAUGGCGAGUCAUCCGGGUGGAUCAUCGCAUUCGGAAUAAUUAGUACAAUCGGUUCGAUUUCAGCGGGUAUUCUCAAUCAAAAUGAUUAUGCGAGAUUUGCUCGCAGACCGAAGGAUGCGGUUUGGGGACAGUUGAUUAGUUUCCCCUUUUACGCGAUUACGUGCUCUGUUAUUGGGAUUCUUGUUACUGCUGCGACUCAGGAGCGGUACGGCGGUGCGAUGUGGAAUUUGCCUACUCUACUCAGUGCGGUUAUUGAGAAUGGCGGGUCUAGAUCGAGGGCUGCGGCUUUCUUUGGUGGUGCUGCUUUGGUGAUUUCGCAGAUUGGCGUUAAUGUGCCGGGAUUCGAUAUGGCGGCGACGUUCCCCCAGUACAUCAACAUUCGUCGAGGCGCAUACCUGACCGCACUCCUUUCCAUCGCGUGCAACCCGUGGAAACUCGUGAAUACAGCGACGACCUUCCUAGCGGUACUGAGUAGCUACUCAGUAUUCCUAGGUCCAAUGACAGGAUUAAUGAUUUCGUCUUAUUUCGUCAUCAACAAGCGGAAGAUCAAAGUCGAUGAUCUAUUCGUCGGGGACUCUUCCAGUAUCUACUGGUAUACAUGCGGUCUCGACUGGCGCGCCGCUGUAGCGUGGGUAUGCGGGACAAUCCCCUCGCUACCUGGAUUCGUCGCUGCAGCUGUAUACUGCACGUUUCACUGGUUAUUCCCCGCCACUGCCGUUCGAGACUAUGUGGCCACAGCGCCACCUGCUGCUGUUUUGAUGCGGGAAUAUCGGGAGCGCUGGGAUAGUGUGGGGACGGAGAGUGAUCAGAAAGCUUGA
Penicillium waksmanii is the source of this 1518-nucleotide messenger RNA. RefSeq names its product Allantoin permease. Bases 1 to 1518 code for a protein of 505 amino acids. The transcript is spliced from 8 exons. Gene Ontology annotation, biological process: nucleobase transport; transmembrane transport. Gene Ontology annotation, molecular function: nucleobase transmembrane transporter activity. Gene Ontology annotation, cellular component: plasma membrane. The record is from RefSeq and is a predicted model, not a curated record. Lineage: Eukaryota; Fungi; Ascomycota; Eurotiomycetes; Eurotiales; Aspergillaceae.